AUGGCCGCCCAGCGCCUGGAGUGCCCCGUCUGCCUUGAGGUGCAGGACGGGCAGCAGCACCAGUGCCGGGAGGGCCACGUCUUCUGCGCCUCCUGCGACUCCAGCCUGCGAGCCCCGCGCCUCUGCCCCGAGUGCCGCAUGGCUCUCGGACCGCUGAGCCAGGCGAUUCGAUCCCGAAGCCACGAGGAGCGGAUCGCGGCGCUGCCGGCGGCGUGUUCGCACUGCGGGCUGGCGACGACGCGCGGCGAAGUCGCCGCCCACGAGCAAGGCUGCCCGCAGCGGCCGCGAGCGUGUCCUGCGGCGGAGGCUGGUUGCGCGUGGUCGGGGCUGCUGGCAGACAAGGCGGCGCACGAGGCGACGUGCCCCUUCGCGGUGUGCCAGCGCAUGAUGGCGCCGCUGCAAAGCGAGGUGCAGAACAGGCAACUUGCGGCGGAGGCGGGCGCGAUUGAGGCGAUAGUGGCGGCGAUGCGUGCUCAUCCGCAGGAGGAGGAUGUGCAGGAGCAAGGCUGCAGGGCGCUGUGCAUCGUGUGCUGCGGCACCGACGCCGCAGGGCGCGCACGCAAGCAGCGCGCAGCAGCCGCGGGCGCGAUCCAGGCGGUGGUGGCGGCGUUGCAGGCUCACCCGCAGGUGGCGGGGGUGCAGGAGGACGGCUGCGGGGCACUUGCCAACGUGUGCUCCGGCGACGACGCCGCAGGGCGCGCACGCAGCCAGAGCGCAGCAGACGCGGGUGCGAUCGAGGCGGUUGCGGCGGCGCUGCAGGCUCACCCGCAGGUGGCAAGGGUGCAACAGCAAGGCUGCUGGGCGCUGGUCAACGUGUGCUCCGGCACCGACGCCGCAGGGCUCGCACGCAAGCAGCGCGCAGCCGACGCGGGCGCGAUCGAGGCGGUGGUGGCGGCACUGCAGGCUCACCCGCAGGUGGAGGCGGUGCAGGACAUGGGGUGCUGGGCGCUGCGCAACGUGUGCUCCGGCACCGACGCCGCGGCGCGGGCGCGGAGGCAGCGUGCUGUGACUGCACGCGCGCCCGAGGCGGCGACAGCGGCGCUGCAGGCGCACCCAGAGAACGCAGCUGUCCAGGGGCAAGGACAGCAGCUGCGCGAUUUGCUUGUCUGA
Molecule: messenger RNA, 1110 nt
Organism: Emiliania huxleyi CCMP1516
Lineage: Eukaryota; Haptophyta; Isochrysidales; Noelaerhabdaceae
Exons: 2
Coding region: 1-1110 (369 amino acids)
Molecular function (GO): protein binding
Source: RefSeq, a predicted model, not a curated record